Molecule: messenger RNA, 1914 nt
Organism: Aquila chrysaetos chrysaetos
Lineage: Eukaryota; Metazoa; Chordata; Aves; Accipitriformes; Accipitridae
Gene: GPR39
Product: G protein-coupled receptor 39
Exons: 3
Coding region: 517-1914 (465 amino acids)
Biological process (GO): G protein-coupled receptor signaling pathway
Cellular component (GO): membrane
Molecular function (GO): G protein-coupled receptor activity
Source: RefSeq, a predicted model, not a curated record
UUCUUCAUUAAAGGAAAUGUAAAGUAGUGAAGCAUGUUGUCAUUAGUGCAUAUAGAAGUAAGGUCUGAAGCCCAGUUAAUGUUAAACUCAUGAGCAGAUACUUUCUCUUCAGUGCCUCUUCACAGAUUCAGCCUGACCCCACCAACCUAACAGCUUUAGGAGAAACACCUCUUUUUGUACCUGAGAAGGAGCUCGUAUUACAGGAAGUGAAUUUCAGUCACGGGUGACUUGCCUUUUUUUUUUUUUUUUCUAAACUUGCUUUGCUGCCAAUGACGAGGGAUAGCAAGAUUUAGAUUAAUGGUUAACAGAGCAAGUAUAACCACACAGAAACUCUGACUUCCUCCUGCUGGGGCUAGGACCAAAAGCUGCCCUUGCUUGCAGAGGAAGAGGCAAGUGUUGAAAGGAGAGCAGUUCACACCACAAAGGGCUGGAGAACAGCAGCUUCACUCAGUAGAGAAAGGAGGAGGAAAAUCCAAAAGGAGCAAGAAGUGUUUGCCAUAAAGAUAGGCGCUGCUCAUGGCAGGACAGACAUCUCCUUCAGACUGUUACCAUCUCAUUGACCACAGCCACAUCCCUGAGUUUGAGGUGUCUUCUUGGAUCAAGAUCACUUUGGCCUCAGCGUAUGUCUGCAUCUUUGUUGCGGGCAUCUUGGGCAACAGCAUCACCAUCAAGGCCACCAGGAUCCUGCAAAAGAAAGGCUACCUGCAGAAGGAGGUCACAGACCACAUGGUGAGCCUGGCCUGCUCUGACCUGCUGGUCAUCCUGCUGGGCAUGCCUGUGGAGUUCUUCAGUGCCAUCUGGAGCCCCUUUUCAACCCCCAGCGGCAACAUUGCUUGCAAGCUCUACUACUUCCUCUUUGAAGCCUGCAGUUAUGCCACUGUGCUGCAUGUCGCCACCCUCAGCUUUGAGAGGUACGUGGCCAUCUGCCACCCCUUCAAGUUCAAGGCUGUCUCUGGACCCCGCACGGUGAAGCUGCUCAUCGCCUUUGUCUGGGGGACAUCUGUCGUAGUGGCUCUGCCCCUGCUCUUUGCCAUGGGCACAGAAUAUCCCCUGGAAACCAUCGAGGGAUACCAAGGUAUGACUGCCUGCGUCAAGCCUACGCCCAGGCACCACCUCCCUGAGCUGAAGCACAAUAUGACCAUCUGUACCAGCCUCUCCUCCAAGUGGUCUGUCUUUCAGGCCAGCAUCUUCAGUGCCUUUGCUGUGUAUAUCAUAGUGCUGGGAUCUGUCACGUUCAUGUGCCGCAGCAUGAUGAAAACCCUGAUGAUCCACAAGGAAGGAACUGUGGCAGUGAAGGGUGGACUAAGACACCAGGAGCAGUACCUAAGAAAAAGUGAGAGCUCGGAGGGCAAGAGCUCAAGGAGACAGAUCAUUUUAUUCCUGGGUAAGAGACUGAUUGUUGCAACUCUGGCAAUAUGCUGGAUGCCAAACCAGGUUAGAAGGAUCAUGGCUGCUGCUAAACCAAAGCAGGACUGGACUGUCCCCUACUUCAGAGCAUACAUCACUCUUCUUCCCAUCGCCAACACCUUCUUCUACCUCAGCUCGGUGGUGAACCCCCUCCUGUACAACAUCUCUUCUCAGCAGUUCCGCAGCGUGUUUCUGCAGGUCCUCCGCUGCCACCUGACGAUUGAGCAUGCCAACAAGGAGAAGUUUCUCAGAGCCAACCUGAGCUCCAGAGCAAGGAGCAGCCGGUCUCUACGCCCGCUGCUCUUCAUUUCAUCUAGGCGCAAUUCUUCUACAAGGGGCAAUAACAGAGUUUUCUUAAGUACUUUUCAGAAUGAGACCAAGCGUGACUGCAGUCCACAGAAACCAGGUCUUGAACCAACGGAGCCCAGCUUGGAAGUAGUGCUGCUAGAGACUAGCUCAGAGCCCAGUCCAGGCACACAAAACGGCCUUUGUGAACAUCGAGUAUGA